This is a messenger RNA of Daphnia pulex (common water flea), 785 nucleotides long. RefSeq names its product glutamate receptor ionotropic, delta-2-like. Gene Ontology annotation, cellular component: membrane. Gene Ontology annotation, molecular function: glutamate-gated receptor activity. The coding region runs from base 6 to 785 and encodes 259 amino acids. The transcript is spliced from 7 exons. NCBI's taxonomy places the organism in Eukaryota, Metazoa, Arthropoda, Branchiopoda, Diplostraca, Daphniidae. The record is from RefSeq and is a predicted model, not a curated record.
AGACGAUGACGUCGACGAUCAAAGUUAUUGCCCUUACGUACUUAUUGGUGAUGGAAUCUUUUGUGCACACAAUUUAUGGUAGUAAAAUCAACAAUUUGCAGGGAAAGAACCUAAGAGUGGUCACAGGAAAUUUUCCAGUUAUUCCCAUUGUACUAAACUCUUCUGGCCAUAUUGUUGGACAUUCAGGAUUGCUUUCUAACCAGCUACUUUAUCUAUCAGCGAAGUUAAACUUCACUUUCGAUAUAUUUGCUUCGAGAGAAAACACCAACGGAGUCAAGCAGAAAAACGGAACUUGGAAUGGCAUAAUUGGACAUAUCCUACGAGGGGAAGCUGAUUUGGGUUUAGUACCAUUUGCCAUUACCCUAGAACGCUACGAGGCUAUUGAGUUUAGUGGAAGAAUAGGGGGAGACGGUUCCGGAAUCUUAGUUAAAUAUCCAGAUCCAAGUGUUUCCUUUACUGGGGCAUUUGACGUAUUCUCAGUUGGAAUGUGGAUCGGAUGGAUAAUUUCUGGUCUAGUGAUCGUUGUCAUUUCUAUCAGCUUGGCUUACGUGACGAAACGCCAAAGUUUUGGCGUAGGCGAACAUAACGCAAUACGAGCAGGAACUUUUGCGUGGUAUUUAUUUGGUACCAUGGUUUCUCAAGGAGACUACUGUCGCUUUCGCCAAGCUUCACAGAAGCUUCUCGCUGCGACGUGGUGUCUGAUAGCUUUCGUAUUUGUCAACGUCUACAAUUCCACUUUGACGUCUUACAUGUCGGGUCUAUCCAAGAAAUUGAUCUACAUGUAA